GAGAGGGAGACAGAGAGAGAAAAUGAAUUCAUCCCAACCAUCUAUAUCCCAAGGCACAGAGAGAGGAUGCUUCUCUUCCCAAGUGCUCUUAAGGACAAUCGCUGGGGUCUCCAUUCUACUGUUAAGUGUCUGUUUUAUCACCAGAUGUCUUGUGACAUAUCAUAACUUUCAACUCUGUGACGAGAAUAAGUUCCAGCUACAUGAGGCUUUCAUGGACUUCUCCUGCUCCAGUGACGGAUUGGGUUCAGUCAAGAAUUGCUGUCCGUCAGACUGGGUACAUUUUCAAUCUAGCUGCUACCUCUUUUCUACUAAUACUAUGUCCUGGACAUCGAGUUUAAAAAACUGCUCCAACAUGGGAGCUCAUCUGGUUGUUAUCAACACACAGGAGGAGCAGGAAUUCCUUUUCUUUGCGAAACCUAAGAGGAAAGAGUUUUAUAUUGGACUGACAGACCAGGUGAAAGAGGGUCAAUGGCAAUGGGUAGAUGGCACACCUUUCACAGAAUCUCUGAGCUUCUGGGAUGUAGGGGAGCCCAAUAAUAUAGUUACAGUGGAGGACUGUGCCACCAUUCGAGACUCUUCAAAUCCAAGGAAAAACUGGAAUGAUGUUCCCUGUUUCUUCAACAUGUUUCGGAUUUGUGAAAUGCCAGAAAUAAAUGUUUCAAGCAACAAAAAAAAUUCUCUAAGAACAGAAAGCACAACUUAA
Messenger RNA from Nyctereutes procyonoides (raccoon dog), 703 nucleotides. Its product is annotated as C-type lectin domain family 4 member E-like. Lineage: Eukaryota; Metazoa; Chordata; Mammalia; Carnivora; Canidae. Bases 23 to 703 code for a protein of 226 amino acids. Gene Ontology annotation, biological process: antifungal innate immune response. Gene Ontology annotation, cellular component: external side of plasma membrane. The transcript has 6 exons. Gene Ontology annotation, molecular function: carbohydrate binding. The record is from RefSeq and is a predicted model, not a curated record.